Messenger RNA from Saxophila tyrrhenica, 972 nucleotides. RefSeq lists its product as uncharacterized. Lineage: Eukaryota; Fungi; Ascomycota; Dothideomycetes; Mycosphaerellales; Extremaceae. The coding region runs from base 1 to 972 and encodes 323 amino acids. The record is from RefSeq and is a predicted model, not a curated record. The transcript has a single exon. Gene Ontology annotation, molecular function: hydrolase activity.
AUGAGCUCUUGGUCUCGACUGUUCCAGCAAUUCGAGCGUAACCUACGGCAAAACCUCUCCAACAUGACCUCCUCGCUCUCAGCACGCUCACCCACGCCAGCCCGCCCAGAGCGCGCAGCUCCCGGAGAUGCAGAAGAACUGAAGCACGCGCCAGGAUUCCAGGACCUGGCCAAAGAGUCCAACAAGCAGAUUUGUAACGUCAAGGCCCUCGAGAUUAAGGUCUCCUCUUCGGACACUGUCAAAGCUGUCGCUGGGUUCCUACAUACACCCCAGAAUUACCGACGCGAGCAGGCCGAGGGGCGUGAAAAGACGGCGGCUAUCCUGUUAUCCGGUGCUGGCGGAGGAGUCGUCGGUCCAUCCUCCAUCUACCUCAGUAUUGCCGACAAGCUGGCCUCAUUGAGAAAAGGAAUUCCAGUCUUGCGUCUCGAUUACCGAUAUCCGGCUAGGAACAAGUAUUGUGUCCCAGAUGUGCUGGCUGCUAUGAACUACCUGGAGAACGGCUUCGCUGUCAGCCGCUUCGUCUUGGUCGGUUGGAGUUUCGGUUCGGCACCUGUCCUGACAGUCGGAGCCCAAGACGACCGAGUUGUUGGCUGUGCCACCGUCGCCGGCCAAACCGCAGAGACAGAAGGUAUGCAACAGGUCGCUCGGAGAAACAUCCCUACCCUUCUACUACACGGCACGAGCGAUCGGACGCUUUCUCCGUCAUGCUCUGAGUCGCUGCGGGAGAAGUAUCGAAGAGCCACGCAGGGUGGGCAUUGCGAGCUUCAGCUUUUCGAUGGGGAUGAUCAUGCACUUUCGAAGAACGCGCUGAAGGCAGAGGAGCGGCUCUGCGACUUUAUUAUGGCUCAGGCUGGGGAGGAGAUCGGUGCCGCGGAGCAGGAGAGCGUCGUACAGAAGCCGUUGCUCGACGACAGGCAGAGACGGGCACAGAUGGAGAAGGGCGGUGAUCUACAGGGUGAGAGUAUUGAGUAG